This is a messenger RNA of Colletotrichum chrysophilum, 1122 nucleotides long. RefSeq lists its product as uncharacterized. Gene Ontology annotation, biological process: transmembrane transport. Gene Ontology annotation, molecular function: transmembrane transporter activity. The transcript has 2 exons. Lineage: Eukaryota; Fungi; Ascomycota; Sordariomycetes; Glomerellales; Glomerellaceae. Bases 1 to 1122 code for a protein of 373 amino acids. The record is from RefSeq and is a predicted model, not a curated record.
AUGACCAUGCAGAUGGUCUUUUGGCAGCCAAUGACGGUCGAAUUGGGCAUGACCUACGACGAACUCAACGCCGGCGUCUCCUUCAACGUCGUCGGGCUCGCCCUGGGUUGCCUUUGUUUCAUCCCCUUCACGAAGAAGUACGGUCGACGAUCCACCUACAUAUUCUCGACCGCUGUCAUGGCUGCAACCUCCUGGUGGAGCAGCCGCAUGCGUACGGUUCCCGAGAUGUAUAUCACGAAUUUUCUCUUUGGCUUGGCCGGGUCAACGAACGAGACCAUAGCUGAAAUGACUAUUUUGUGCUGGCAGAUUGCGGACCUCUUUUUCGUCCACCAACGCGGUCUGGCGAACGGUUUCUACAUCACCAGCGUCAUGAUCGGCAACUUCCUGGCCCCCACUCUCGCGGGUAUCCAAGCAGCCUCCAUGGGCUGGCGAUGGGCAUACUACACCGUCGGCAUCAUUCUCACAAUCUUGUUUCUCUUAUUUCUUUUCUUCUUUGAAGAGACGAAAUACGUACCCGUGUCUGUUGGGGUUUCGACCGUCGGAGACCCAGACUUGCAGGAAACACAGAACAAGCUGCGAAAGGCAAAGAGCAACGCAACAGCUUCGCCCCCCGCCAACGACAAACAACUCUUCGAGAAGCGUGGCGACCAGGACGUUGAGCAGAUCAUGCCCCCAGUCCCGCCGCCCAACAAGUACCGACAACGAAUGCGGUUCUCCACUCCUAAGGAGGAAUCGUUGCUCUCCACCUAUAUCGCCCCUUUCAAGAUGGCUGUCUUCCCGCACGUUGUCUGCUCAGCCAUACAAUGCGCCAACGCCGUGGCCUUCUUGGUCCUCUUAACGAGCAUAAACUCUAUCGUAUUUGCUGCCCCGCCGUACGACUUCAGCACAGCGGGAGUCGGCCUCAUGCUCAUCAGUCCUUUCAUUGGCAAUAUGAUCGGCAGUGUAUAUGGUGGAAUCUUUGGAGACUGGAUCGUUGUCAGACUUGCACGGAAGAAUCGUGGCAUUUUCGAGCCGGAGAUGAGACUAUAUGUCCUCUUCGUACCGGCACUCCUCAUGGGAGUCGGUGUUGUUAUCUUUGGGAUCACAGAAGACAGAGUAAGUCAUCGUUCUACAUGGGGGUAA